UGUUCUGUGGCCGGGGCGCCGGGCUCCGCUGCCGGUUUUUCAGCACGAAAGUACAUGCGUGCUGAAAGCUUGAUCGCGUACGGCAUGAUGUCGUCGGAUGCGGAGCAAGAGCCGCGUUCCAGCGACAGCCUGUCCCGAUCGUCGAGCCCAGCUACUGGAAGCUCGCACGAACGGGUACAGUGAAAGGAAGCCCGUCGCGGCAAGACAGGCGCCGCUCUUCUCGCAACCUCCUGGAUACCUCGUACGCACCUAAAGUGCUGCGCAAGACGAGCGAUUGCCUUGUCAGCCAGGAGCCGUCGUCGCACUGCAAUGAGUCUAAAGUGCUGGUGCUCUACAGCGGUGGCACUAAUUGGCAUGGUUCGAGACUGCGAAGGAGGAGUUCUGCGGCCAAUGCCUCAGGUAAUGGAGAAUCGGCUGCGCACAUUUCCUCAAUUGCAUGAUGCUGAGUAUUCAAGCACACGGUUCACGGACCCAAACAAGCCGCCCUUGGUGCUGCCUUGUACAGGGGAUCCCAAUCGUGUCGUGUACACCAUCUAUGAGUACGACCCACUGCUUGAUUCGUCAAAUGCCACCAUGGACGACUGGAUCCGUAUUGCACUUGAUAUUCGGGCAUGUUACGAACAGUUCGACGGCUUUGUUGUGUUGCAUGGAACUGACACGAUGGCUUACACAGCGUCUGCCCUAUCCUUCAUGCUCGAGAACCUUGGCAAGUCUGUCAUCAUCACAGGUUCACAGAUUCCAAUAUUUGAACCGAGAAGUGAUGGACGGGAGAACUUGCUCAACUCGCUCAUCAUAGCUGGCAACUACGUCAUUCCAGAGGUCACGCUGAUGUUCAACAACAAGCUGUUUCGUGGCAACCGGACAAGUAAGGCUAGCAUCAAUGAGCUUGACGCUUUCUCCUCCCCCAACCUGCCUCCCCUGGCCACCAUUGGUGUCAAGAUAAAAGUCAACUGGAAAGCUGUCUUCCAGCAGAACACCAUGGAGAAGUUUCGUGUGCACUCCAAGCUGAAUCGCAACGUCGGCCUCCUCCGUCUCUUCCCCAGUAUUACCGUUGAAGUGGUGCGCGCCUUCCUUAUGCCACCCGUGCAGGGAGUUGUGUUACAGACCUACGGUGCUGGCAACGGCCCAACCGCGCGUGCAGAUCUGCUGGAUGAAAUCCGUCGUGCCUCAUUGAGAGGCAUCCUCAUAGUCAACUGUUCACAGUGCACACAGGGUUCCAUCGAUGCGGCCUAUGCGACAGGCAAUGCUCUUUGUGCAGCUGGUGUCAUUCCCGGUUCAGACAUGACACCCGAAGCGGCCCUCACCAAGUUGAGCUAUGUACUGAGCAAGACGGAAUGGUCGUAUGCUACUAAAAAGGAGAUGCUGCAGGCCAGUCUGAGGGGAGAAUUAACUGUGGCAAAGCCAAGCAAGCUGGAUGACUUGGAUCUGAUCACCGCCAUUGCAAGGACCAUGAACAUCUCAUCACCUGAGGAACUGCAGUCCCUGCAGACGGUGCUGUAUCCCAGCAUUCUUUGUUCAGUCACAGCACAUGGAGAUGUCGAUCGGCUGGAAGUGAUGAGGCAAUUCGGUGCCUACCUGUCGUCGUGUGACUACGACUUCCGCACGCCCCUGCACGUGGCCUCGAGCGAGGGCAACGUGGCCAUGGUGCGCUACCUGCUCCAGCACGGUGCCAGCGUACACAUGCGCGACCGCGACCACCACACGCCACUUAUGAGUGCCGUCUUCUGCGACCAGCAUGCCGUCAUCGAGCUGCUGGUGCAGGCGGGCGCCCAUCUCAGCUUGCCUGCCUUGCAGCUGGCUGACGAACUGUGCACAGCGGCCAGGAAUGGCAAUGUAAAGCGGCUAGAGUCCUACAAGCUUGCCGGAGCCAGCUUCUACGAAAGUGACGUGACUGGACGGACAUGCCUUCAUGCUGCAUGUGAGGCGGGACAGGAAGCAGUUGUCAAAUUCUUGCUGGAAAACAAGGUUUGGCCCGAGACAAAGGACGUCUACAACCACUCGCCCGAAGAAAUCGCUCAGCUUCUUGGCCACGUGAAGCUGCUUCAGCUUUUUAAAAGCAUCAUGCCGACUACUAACAGGACGACUCAGGAUUCUCACCAACAACCAUCCCUGUAGUACAACCAUGGCACUGUAGUAGCACUCGGUGUGCAUUGUGUACAGGGUUUCUAUAGCCUAGCUACCAAAGUUUAUGCCCACAUGCGGCAGUCUCAUGUCAACGUAUUGUUUGAUAGUUUCCUAAGUUUUCAUUCUGAACAUAUUCUAGUUUAUGACAAAAUGUCUGUGGUUAUGCCGAGGCUUUUGGUGCUAGAGAGGAUUUGUGACUGUUAACUCUGUUAAGGUUUGUUGGAAUAUUUCACCUGUACUUGGACUUGCUUGAUUAGCUGGCAAUGUGUGAAUGACUGAUGCUUCGAUGCGUGUGCUCCGGUGUGACAUAUUGUUGUAUGCAAGUUUUAAGAACGCAUUAUCUCGAUCUCGCAAAUUAUCCAUUGUAGCCUUUAGCAAUGACCAUUCACGUAGAAUUACCUCAGUGCUCGUCUGAAAUAUGUUCUUGCUUUGGACGAGAUGAUAGUCGUGUGCGGUGAGGUGCAAAUUGUAGGCAGCCUCUGCAUGCGGGCAUGAUUAAUGUCUUUUAUUGAAGCACCAACAUAGAAUAAGUACUGCUGAUUUUUGCAACUUUGCAAUGGUGUAUUUAUGUGUUCCUUAUUUGUUUGUGCUGCACUUUUGUAAUUUUUGUUGUUGCAUCUGAGUGACGAGCAGUAGCAUAAUGGGCCAAAUUCUUAGUAAUUAAGAUGGCUGUCGUGUGUGCAUCCUUGUUUCAUCGACCUGUUUAGCACAGUUCUGCCGAACAUGAAUAUCCAAUUCAGGCCAACCAAGAAAAAAAUGAAGACAUUACUGUGUUAGUAAACUUACGAGAGAAUACACUGGUCUCUUGUGAUGCUUGAAUGAGUGCAAAUUCAUGCAAUUUAGACCAUAAUUUAUUUUUUUUAUUCUGCACCUGCUGAGCUACCUCUCACCUGUACACUUUUUCUUUCUUGCGAGGAAACACAAGAGGUUAGACUUACUUUCGAAUUGCCUUGGCAGCUCUUGUUACAGCAGUGCUUGGGUCCACACCUUUAUAACAAAUCUGUUAUGUGUAAACAAUAAAAGUGUAGUUCUAUGUGACUAUUUUAGCAGCUUGUUUUUCCUUUUAAACACUGCUGCAGGCAUCCAGCCACCAACAGAAAACAUAUUUUUAUUUGCUUGGUUUUAGUUGUGAAUUCGCACUUUACAUGUAAAGCCCAGAUAAAUGUUGAUCAUAACUGGUUCCUAGUCACAUACUACAAGGUGAACACCGCAAAUGUUUACAAAAUUCUACAGUUCCUGCACGCUCAAUGCAAGUUUGCCCGCACUUACUCGGUGGUCUUAUUCCCGUACAAGAAAGUGCAUUUGAUAGUGUGCACAGCUCCUUGUUCAUUAUGUUCACAAUUGCUGCCCAGGGCUUCCUUGACUAGUCUGAACAGGCCACACACAGAGUUGAAUGUGCAAGACAAUGAACUUCAAUCCUGUUUAUUGUCACAACUGACAAGAUGAUGAAUUCUUGCUUUGGGUUGUCUGGUGAUAAAUAAAAUAUGUUUUAGAAUACAA
This is a messenger RNA of Rhipicephalus microplus (southern cattle tick), 3624 nucleotides long. RefSeq names its product L-asparaginase. The record is from RefSeq and is a predicted model, not a curated record. Gene Ontology annotation, biological process: amino acid metabolic process. NCBI's taxonomy places the organism in Eukaryota, Metazoa, Arthropoda, Arachnida, Ixodida, Ixodidae. Gene Ontology annotation, molecular function: asparaginase activity; protein binding.